Messenger RNA from Morus notabilis, 1272 nucleotides. RefSeq names its product protein WHI4. The record is from RefSeq and is a predicted model, not a curated record. Lineage: Eukaryota; Viridiplantae; Streptophyta; Magnoliopsida; Rosales; Moraceae. Gene Ontology annotation, molecular function: mRNA binding. Bases 78 to 932 code for a protein of 284 amino acids. The transcript has 10 exons.
UAAUAAUUUGACACAAGAGUAUCCACCAACACCUCCGCCACCGCAACGAACACCAGCACCGCCGCCACCCCUAGUAAAUGGCUCACCCGCCGUACGAACCGUACUACCUCCACCACCAACAGCCACCGCCCAUUCAGGACUCCAAGGACCGCAACGCCAUCAACACUCUCUUCGUCUCCGGCCUCCCCGACGACGUCAAGGCGCGUGAGAUUCACAACCUCUUUCGCCGCCGUCCUGGCUUCGAUUCUUGCCAGCUCAAGUACACUGGCCGUGGCAACCAGGUUGUUGCAUUUGCUACGUUUUUCAAUCAUCAAUCAGCAAUGGCAGCACUUCAUUCGUUAAACGGUGUGAAAUUUGAUCCCCAAACUGGAUCCGUUCUACAUAUAGAACUUGCCAGAUCAAACUCGCGAAGAAAACGGAAACCGGGUAGUGGACCUUAUGUUGUUAUAGAUAAAAGAAGUAAUGCAGAAGAGGGUAAUGAUAAUGCCCACGAAGCAUCUACUGAUGAUGGAGACAGUGAAUCUGAUGAAUCGUCUGAUGGCGAGAAACAUGAUUCGGGGGAGAAGGGGGAUUUAGUGACGUCAAAAAGUGGUGAGACGGUGGUCGAUUCCAACAAUGCCGCUGCUGCCGUAAAUUCUAAUAAGCAGCAACCCGAAAAACCUGUUGAAGGCGGCCCAUGUUCCACUCUGUUCUUCGCAAACCUAGGUCCAAAUUGCACUGAAGAUGAACUGAAGCAAGUUCUGUCUCAGUAUCCUGGAUUCACUAUGCUCAAAUUACGUGCCAGGGGCGGAAUGCCAGUUGCAUUUACUGAUUUUGAGGAACUCGAACAAGCUAACAAGGCCAUGGAGGAACUUAGUGGCACAAUGUUGCCGUCAUCUGACCGGGGUGGCAUGCACAUAGAAUAUGCAAGGUCUAAAAUGAGAAGGACGUAGAAGAAACCGGGCGGUACCAAUAAAAGAAGAAUCGCGUGUCUUCAGGGUAAUGAGCUGCAGCUUCCUACUUCUUAAAGCUACUGAAGACUGGGAGGCCAAGGACUUGGCUGAAAAUACUUGUAGUUGUUAACAGCGCCUUCGUUUUGCAAAUAUAUGUACUUUCUGACGUUGUCAUUUAGUUACAUUUUAGAGAUACCAUGUUACUUGCAUCCACAAUUUUUCCUAGGACAGCCGUCUUGGAGAAUGCUUUGUAUAAUCCAAAGGAAGGCAGAUAUUUAUUAGCCUUAUAUUGAUACUUUUUCAUGAAUUUUCUGACAAGAAAAAUUAAAAAGUCAUUUUU